This is a messenger RNA of Paraglomus occultum, 954 nucleotides long. NCBI's taxonomy places the organism in Eukaryota, Fungi, Glomeromycota, Glomeromycetes, Paraglomerales, Paraglomeraceae. The record is from the annotation of a GenBank genome assembly.
AUGUUCACUCUUCAAGAAACAAUUCAAGCUAAUAUUAUUUCAACGGAUAACCAAAUCCGAACACUCAAUAACGCCCUUCACAAAACUCACGAAGAGCAAGAGGCUCUAUUAUCGCAGAAUACAAUAGAGCUCAGGGCCCUCACAAACGUAUAUGACCGUCGGUCGAAACUCGUGCGCGAGCGCGAUCCCGAUAUGUAUACGGCGGCACAAUGGGUCCAACAGAAUAAGGCCCAGUUUAAAUGUCCUGUCUUCUUGCCUGUAUACAUGGAAAUAAUAAUAAAAGAAGACAGGCACAUAGACCUUGUUGAAGCCGUGGCAGGAGAAGAGUUAUUAAAAACCUUCACCUGCCAAACCGUCGAAGAUUACAACCUCUUUAUGAGGGAAGUAAUCGACGCGCAAAAUUUGCGCGUUAACGUAGUGUGGUGCGGCAGUCAAACUCUGGGAGAGUACAGGUCGCUGCGACCCGUCCAAGAGUUACGACGGUAUGGCGUGGAGGGCUAUCUUCUGGACCAAGUUGAGGGUCCAGAACCCGUUCUUACUGUACUUUGUGCUCAGGCUGACUUUCACGCAGUGGCAUACGUCCCCGAAGAAAUCGACCAUCAAUUAAUAGUCGAAUCCGUAAGAUCGUUCGGAUCUUUCACAUAUAUCUGUGGCGAUACGAUAUACAAUGUUCGAUUUUCGACGUAUGGGCAAAGACUGCCGCUCGUGACCACUUGCCGAUGGAACAGGGCGGUAUUUCUGACCGACUUGGAGGACAUACAAAAAACCCGAGAAAUAUGGACGAAGCUUCGUUCUUUUAGAGAACGAAUCGAGCAUCUAAGCCAAAUUCUGGAAAAUUUAAUGGCGGAGACUACCGUUCUCAGUGCGGAUAGAGCAGCACUGCAAACGCAAGAGAGGCAGUUAGUGACAAUGCAUAAGGAAUAUGAGGACGCGAUUGUCAAGUUUCGUGAGUAG